Molecule: messenger RNA, 1183 nt
Organism: Triticum dicoccoides
Lineage: Eukaryota; Viridiplantae; Streptophyta; Magnoliopsida; Poales; Poaceae
Product: very-long-chain 3-oxoacyl-CoA reductase 1-like
Exons: 3
Coding region: 12-1028 (338 amino acids)
Cellular component (GO): endoplasmic reticulum
Molecular function (GO): ketoreductase activity
Source: RefSeq, a predicted model, not a curated record
CGAGUUGCGACAUGGCUGCGUCCGUAUGGUUGUUCUUCUCGCUGGCGUCGCUCGGUGCCCUCCAUGUUUCCGCCCUCAGCGUCCGCCUCCUCGCCAGCCUCGCGCCCUGCCUGCGCGGGCCCAAGGAUCUCCGGCGCAGGUACGGCGCGUGGGCCGUCGUCACCGGCCCGACGUCAGGCAUCGGACGCUCCAUGUCCCUGGAGCUCGCGCGGCGUGGCCUGAACCUUGUCCUCGUCGGCCGUGACCCCGCCAAGCUCCGGGAUGUCUCCGAGACCAUCUCCAGGGCUCACGCCGUGCAGACCAAGACCGUGCUGUUCGAUUUCUCCCUCGUCUCCACCGCGCAAGGGGACGAGGCGAUGCGGCGGCUCCGGGAGGCGGUGGCGGGGCUGGACGUAGGGUUGCUGGUGAACAACGCCGGGGUGGCGAAGCCGGGCGCGGUGUACAUGCACGAGGUGGGCGUGGAGGCGUGGGCGAGGAUGAUACGGGUGAACGUGCUGGCGCUGACGGAGGUGACGGCGGCGGUGCUGCCGGGGAUGGUGCGGCGAGGCAGGGGCGCCGUCGUGAACAUGGGCUCGGGGUCGGCGUCGGUGCUCCCCUCCUUCCCGCUCUACGCCGUCUACGCCGGCACCAAACGGUACGUCGCCGACUUCUCCAGGAGCCUGGCCGUGGAGUACGGGAGCUCAGGCAUCGACGUGCAGUGCCAGGUCCCGUUCCUUGUGGAGACGAACAUGGUGUCGAGCGCCGUGAAGGCCAGCUUAAUCUCGCAGUUCGUGCUGACCCCGCACGGGUACGCGCGCGCGGCGGUGUGCUGGAUCGGGAACGGCACGCUCUGCGUGCCCAACGUCGCCCAUCGAUUGCAGGGGUGGUUCGUCGGCCUCUUCCCGGACUUCGCCACGGACGCGUACCGCCUGGAGAAUAAUCUGCGGCAGAGAGCCAUCCUUCGGAGGGUCAAGCCGUGGAGGAAAUCGCAGGCGAGCUCUCCUGUUCCUGCCCAGGACGAGGUUGGUGUUGGUGUUCGCUCGGAUUAAGGUGGUUCGGAGAUCGUGGUUACUGGAGCAUGUUGUGACGAAGUUGCUUCAAGUUUUUUGUGCAACAGUUGGUCACGCAAAUGUUAAAUAAGUGGCUGGGCAAAACUGUUGAGUAAUGGAAUUUUUUGGGGGGAAGUAAUGGAUUUUUUUUAAAU